UAAUACCCACAAAUGGCGUCCGUUGUGCACAUGGUCGAGACCUCCGACAUCGCUCCUUGACUGUUUCGGAUUAUUUUCUAAGAGUUUACGUUUUUCUUUCGGUGGUUUUGGAGGGUGCAGGAACAUUACGAUAUCUCUGGGGUGUGCAGACGGCGGAGAUUGUAAAUAGCAAGUGUACAUAGGUGUGAUAGGCCUGAGGGGGUGAUUUAGUUAAGGUCUGCAGGGGAAAAUAGCCAUUUUCGUCAGAAUCUGACCGGCGGGAAUAAACUUGAAUCAUGAGUUCCGGUAAUAAAUCGUUGGUGUCCUCCGGUGGGAGAGGCACCAACAAGAAUAAAUCAUCUCAGCAGCAUGGCAAAUCCGAUCAGCAUCAUUCGAAGAUCACAGACACUGCUAAACAUGACAAAGGACAGUCGAAGGAUCAAUCGAAGCAUGCACAAAUAAUCGACACCCGAUCGGGGAUGAGCGAGGACCCAGCGGUUAAAGAACGAAUAAAGCAAGCAAUGGAGGUGACCCGUCGUACUGAAGACCAGGUGAUAAUGGCCCUCCACGACAGUGACUGGGACUUCGAUCGUGCUGUGAACGAUCUCCUCGAGGGUGUAUCAGCCGAGUGGGAAGUGAAGAAGAAGAAAGCCCGCCAGCCAGGUGGUUCAAAGCCCACUACUGAUCAGUCGACCGAUCACGAGGAGACAGGCGACUGGGAGGAGCGGCGUAAUCAGCGUGGUGGUGGCCCACCACGUCUGAGGGGUCGUGCCAAUCACGACAAUCGUGGCUGGCGUGGACGAGAGAACAAGGAGAACGAGCGCAAUAUGGAGGAUAAUGUGCGUGAGGGUGGUUACAGUGGUGGUAGACGCGGUGGCCGAGGUGGCCCAGGAAGAUCAGGUCGCGGUGGUCGUGGUGGUGGCCGAGGUCUAGGACCCCGCACUUUCGCCAAUCGUGAUUCAGCCUCAUCCUCAGCUGCUCACAGCUUCAGUCGUCCAAUUGACACCUGGACGGGCAGUGAGGAGCAGCAGCAGAGUAACCAGGAGCCCAAGAUCGAUCCCUGGAGCAAUCUUGAGCCCUCUGAAGACUGGGAAGCUGAGGAGUACACUGGUUCCCUUGCUGACACCAAGGUUUUCACACCGAGUACAGCAAUGGGCGAUCAGCCAGCCGAGGAGAGCAAAACAGACCAGCCCCUUGGCUCUCAGCCCAUUCAACAUCCAGCGAUUGGCAUCACUGAGGAUCCCAAAUUGGAGGCACCUCUCAUUCAACAAGCACCAGCCCUCAUUCAAUCCCAAUCUCAGGGCCAACAGCCUCAAGUCCUCCGUAUUCCUGAUCUCCAAAUGUCCCAAGCCAGCACCGUUGGCGGUGGUGUACUAACAGCAGCUCAGAGCCAGUAUCUCACGCAAUUGACUCAACAAUCGUCUGAGAACUACAAGACUCCAUCGGCGUUCAGCUCUAUCGGAAUAACGAGCCAGUCUCAACGACCGGCUAAGCAACGUCCACGUGUUCCACCUCCCUCGAAGAUACCAUCGAGCGCUGUUGAAAUGCCUGGGGAUGUUAAUAGUAGUAUAGGCUUUCUAGACGUGCAAUUCGGUGCAAUGGAGUUUGGCAGCGACACAGGGAAUAUCGAUAGCACAACAACUGAUAAGUAUAAUUCAUCGGGGACUAGUAUUACCGGCAUUGAUGUGACUUCCAGUGUUCCGUCGACGGGAGUUAAUUCAAUGACAAAUUCAAAUUCAUUGGAAAUUGACACAGCACAACAGAGCAGUUACAAUGCAUCAUCUCAGAUUGUUCCAUCACCAAAUAAUCCCAGCGUUGGUUACGGUAACAGCGGGGCUGCUACUACGACGUAUUCACAGAAGAAUUCUUAUCAGUCUACCAAUACACCGAGCUACAACUAUACCUCCAGUGCUACGCAGUCUGGACAGUCAUCUUAUCCAUCGUCAACUGGUGGCAGCAAUAAUUACACCACGACGACAACGCAAUCUGGCUACAGUGGCAGUUCAUCCUAUCCACAGAGCAAUCCUUCUACAUUUAGUCAAGCAUCACCAUCGGCUCCAUCGUCGUCGAGCACUUCUGCGUACAAUCAAACAGCUAGCUCCAAUCAGACUUAUCAGUCGAACAGCUUUGUCCCGACUACCACUGGACAGUAUCAGUCUACCACCCAGUCUACUAAUGCUGGCUCCAAUAACAGCUAUCAGGGCGGAAGCUAUCAAAGCUCUUCUAGCUUUCAGAGCACUCCACAGGCCUAUCCGCCAUCUGGUACUAAUUUCACGUCGCCGAUCACUCAGGGCAGCAGUAGUGCUUAUCAGAGUGCGCAUUCGUCGCAGGUAUACGGUGGUUACGGAAAUUACAGUACUCAGCCCCAAGCGACUUCCCACAAUCACACAAAAUUGAACAGUGGCUCGAGCAAGGAUUCGCAGUAUGAUAACAAUGCAACAACGAGCAGUGGAUCCCUUGCGACGACAAGUGCCCCGUCUUUGGGUCUAUCAUCCGCCUCGGUCAAUAGUUCCCAGACUAAAGUGACGAGUUCAAAUGCAGUGCCAAAAAGUACAUCCAGUGGCAGUGCGGUAUCGGGUGCCAGUGGAACGGGAAGCAUAACAGGAAGUGGGGCAGGUGCAGCUGGCAGUAUGACACCGAUGCUAGGCCAUCAGUAUAUUAUGGGACAAGGUGUACCUUAUGCCUUCCAACAGCACAUGUACAGUUACGAGGAUCUCCAACUUAUGCAGCAAAGAAUACCGCACAUGCCAACUACUGGUUACUAUGACGCGGCACUUGGCUAUCAGACGACUGGUCCAGCAACGAGCCUAGGCGGUGGACGGAGUGAUGCAUUAUCCGGUGUUCAGGGUGUUCAAGGGGUUCAGGGGGUCCAGGGUGCCUACACCAGUAUGAGCGACGGAAGGUUUGCGAGAAAUGACAGCAAUGCAUCGCCGGUGCCAUCGACCAUGUCGCAGCAGACCGCGUCGCAGCAUCAGCAACCGAUGAUGAACCCAACACUGCCUCCCGGCUAUGCGUACUUUGCAUACGGUGGUGGAAUAAUGCCAGGAAGCUUCCAGGCUUAUGGUGGACCACCAAUCUAUCCUCAAAUAGCAACUGCUGGCAAUGCUGGAACGAAUAGUGGGGCGUACAAUGCUAAACCUGGCAGUUACGGCUCUGGAUAUGGGGGUGGAGCAAGUUAUGAUACACUAGCCAAUGCUGGUCCAACUGCCGACUAUAAGGGGGCUGGCAGUGGCUACACUGGGACUCAAAGUGGAAAGACUGGAUCGUCCACAGGGAAUAGCAAUUCUGGGGCGUCUUCUGCUACUGAUAUUGGCGCUAACAUGUACGCUAAGAGUCAUGUGGCAUUGAGUAAAGUCAAUUCGUACGACAAACAGGCUUUCCAUUCGGCAACGCCACCACCAUUCGGCUUGACGGGUAGCCAGAGUGCUGGUAUGCCAGGUGGUUACGGUGGUCCACACUUAUUCAUCUCAACGAUGCCACACCAGUUGCAUCAGCCACUUCAUCAGGACGGUGGCAGUAGUUCUGGACAGAGAUCCAACGCAAGCUCUCAGAAUAAGGCGCAGGCAAAGCCUGGCUACAGUUCAACCUACUGGACAGCUGGUAAUUAAAGCCACACGAGGAAAAUUCAAUGUAACUGAUGGAGUGGUACAAUUAACCCACGAUUCGAUAUUUAAAAAAUUGAAAAUAAUUGAUCGAAUCGGUGGGUUUUUUGCGGAAUGGAGGACACAUAAUACACAAAAAAAAUUAAGUGGGCGGACAUGUAUACACAUUUAUUAUUAAAUAGAUUGAGAAAGGGAUUGAAGUGAUGAGAACCCGCUCGAAUACACUCGAAAUCAGGAUGGUAUUUUUCCUUUGUCUUCUUGUUUUUUUUUUUUUAAAUAAAUUAAUUACCCUUUAUUUCCCUCGCGUUGUGGAAAAUUCAGGCAUAACUCGGCGUUGAGCGUGUCUAGAGACAGGUAAUAAAUAUUUAAAAUCCUGGGAGAUUUUGAAAAUGGAUUAAUAAUUAUUGAAAUGUUUUCCAUUUUUAAACGUUAGUAAAUCAUUCACAAAUAAUGAAAAUUCUUUUACGAUGACUGCGUUGGUUACAUCAGCAGGAGGUUUUGCUUUUUAUUCAAUUAAAAAAUUAGGUGAAAAUUUAAUUUUCAAUCAACACAUCUCUUCGGUUUUUCUGUUGAAGAUGAAACAAAAAAUUGUUUCCUCGCGCUGAUCCAAUGCGUACUGAAUAAAUAAAUUAAGUAUUCCUUCGAUUUUACAAAUCACCUUUUCAUGAAAAAAUCCCACCCCCUUCUCCUUGUAACGAAUUACUUAACCACCCAAUUCUAUUUUUAUUAAUCGUACAAUAGUAAUCAUUAAAUGUCUAUCAAAUUUUCUUUCCCAUAAGUGCAUUUCUCCACUAUUUUUUUUUUGUUUUAUUUUUUCAUUUUAAGAAAUAAAGUAGCCUUCAAUUGAAAUGAUAACCAAAGCUAACGAAUCAAGUAUACAUUACAGAGUGUAAUUAAAAUUUUCCAAGAAAUUAAGAACAAUUAUAAACACAAAAUGCUUGGCUUAUCACAAGGAAAUUCACAGACUAUCUACGCUUUAUUUCAUUCAUUAUUUUUUUUUCUACUCAUUAUCAUAAAUAGAAGCCGAAGGUCCUGUGUACUUGUAAACUUGUAUCUUUCUUUUAAUUUGUUCUGUAAACAAUAAAAAACAUGUGAGAAAAACAAAGCAAGAGAGGAAUAAGAAAAAUUCAUUCAGAUUAUUGAUCAUCGCGAGGUGAAAAGUAGGAAGAUAUCUUGUUGAGCUAAUUUCAUUAUAUUUUUUAAUUGAUUAAGAGAAUAUAUCGAAAUGAUGGGAGAUUUAUUGGUUUGGCAUUGCCUGAGACACGUGUGAGCGCAUUAGUCACAGAGCUUCAUUCGUUAUUAUUUUCUUUCUCAUAAUGAGGUAAUAGUGCCCCUGGAAAUUAGUGUAAUUAGUUUAAGAUGAGAGUUAUCUCGAUAAAUUCGUCGCACUUUGAAAGGUAAAUACGAGAUUUCUUUCCCCCCAAGUGUUUUUCUGUUUCAUAAAUAUUUCCACUCGUGGUAUUUAUUGAAUAUGGGGAAGAAUGGUGUACUUAUCAGGUGCAACGAUGAUCGAGCCCCCCAUCGUGCCCACAUACUUCUGAACAUUUAUAAAUAUUCAUUACAUCAACAAAAAUGAUUUUGUAGAAGGAGACAUUUUUUUGAGAGGAAUCUGCAGUGAAAUUGCCUUUUGUUAAAUAUCGAUAACAAUUACGAAUGACGGUGAAAAAUAUAUAAAUGCAAAGUCGAAGUCGCCCAUUUGUUUGAUAAGAUAAAAAAAAUCCGAAAAAAUAUAGUCUGUAAUAUUUAUAAUUUUUUUUAUUGAUUCGUUACAAAUGGCGAAAAAUUGAAAAAUAAAAAAUGAGAAUUUUAUAACAAUAAUUCGUAAUUGUCAGCUAUAUUGUUUCAAAAUUCGAUUCAUUUCACUGUUUUCUGAAUAUCUGGCGUCUGGGAAACAAAAUUGAAAAAAAAAAUUUUUAGCAUUUUACGAGCUUCUAACUUUGAAAUUUCCCUGGAGUCUUCUCUCAAUGAGAGUAAAUAUUCGAUAAUUAAUGGAAAUCAAAGUCAUAUGGGGGGAGGGGGGGUACUUCACACGUAGCUUGAAGGACUGUAGAGAGAAUGAAAAGAAAAUUAAGGAGAAGACAGUUUUUUCUCGUUUUAGACGAUACCCUUACAUUUUUUUAUUAGGUGAGAAGGAAAAAAUCACAAUACAUAAAAUAUAGGAAUAAUGUUUAAUCACGAUCGUUGAGUACGUGAUUGAUCCCUCGGGAGGGGAGGUAUAUAAUAAAUGUAAGUGUACGAUGAGGUAAAAAGUAAUGGAAAAAAAGUAAAAAAAUAUAUACGAUAAUAAUUGAAUGAAAAAAAAAUUAAUGAAAAGUGCAAGUUCAGUAUAUAAGAAUAGAAGACAUAAGAGAGUAGGUGAACAGACAAAUGAAAGAGAGUCGAGCGGGGUGAUUUGUUCUCAUACUGAUUGUCAUAUACCUUAAUAAUUUUUGUAUUUUUGUCAAACAAUAUUAACCGAUAAAAAAUGAAAAUAAAUGAAAAUCGAUCGAAAGUGCAAAAUGCAUUACGCCACUAUUGCUAAACUACUAUAUGAUUAUUAAUUAAUAUAAUAGCGAAAGAAAAAAAACUACUGUGUAUAAAUAUGAAUAUCUCGGAAUAAAUGUACUGAAAUAAU
Molecule: messenger RNA, 6195 nt
Organism: Diachasmimorpha longicaudata
Lineage: Eukaryota; Metazoa; Arthropoda; Insecta; Hymenoptera; Braconidae
Gene: lig
Product: protein lingerer
Exons: 9
Coding region: 276-3587 (1103 amino acids)
Cellular component (GO): nucleus; cytoplasm
Molecular function (GO): protein binding
Source: RefSeq, a predicted model, not a curated record